This is a messenger RNA of Symsagittifera roscoffensis, 3514 nucleotides long. RefSeq lists its product as uncharacterized. The transcript is spliced from 7 exons. The record is from RefSeq and is a predicted model, not a curated record. NCBI's taxonomy places the organism in Eukaryota, Metazoa, Xenacoelomorpha, Acoela, Convolutidae. The coding region runs from base 2381 to 3397 and encodes 338 amino acids.
AUGAUAUGACUACUAUUUUUCCAAUCACAAGUAAAUUGUUUCACGAGCUUUUCUAUCAACAUGUAUUAGGAACUUCAAUUUCCUGCAUGAUAUUAUGAAAUAAAUUGUUUAUAAAUUGACCCUCCGAGUUAUCAAAUAUUCAAAGGAACUUCAGCAAACUGUUGUUUCAGAUUAAAUCAUAUCAGUGGAGGUUACUACCAGACUAUAAUUCAAAGGCUCCACAUUUUGAACAGGUGCUCUAACAAAGUCCUGUUUCAACUUUUGCUCAUGACUUGCUUAUCCAAAUUAAUCUGUUUCAAAUGCUUAGUAAUGAUUUCAAGAAAUUGAUAUUGUUUCAAAUUGGGAUUUUAGUUUUUUUAUUGGCCACUUAUUGACCGGAAAUUUAUAUGCCAGCUGAUAUUGAAAAACCUUAAUUUUGUUCUGAUUCGGCUCCGAUUUCUUUGAAGUUGAAUUUCGAAUUUGGUUUUUGGACUCCGGUUGGUGCCGAAUAUAUCCAAUGAUAUUAUCAAACUGUCUUAGAUAUAUCUGUCCAAGAAUUUAAAAUUCAAAUUUGUGCUAUAUUUAACUCAUUUUUAUCUCUGCUUGGCUUGAGUAACAGGUCUGUGAUACAUUUCACGUCGAGUCCCUCACCGACCGAAGCAUGACCAUUUAGUUCAUCGUUUUUCUUCGGUAAAUCUUGAAUUUUCUACAUCACAAAUGUUAGCCGCAUAUUUAGUUCGGAAAAUAAUUGGCAGUUUUUUGCUUCAUUUUGAAAUUUUUUUCAAUCAACAGAACAUCAAUGUUCAGGUGUAAAAUAUCGUAAAAUUCUGCAUUUUGACCCAAUCUGCUUUUAAACUGCUCACCAGAUGUUUUGAAGAAAUACUAGAAACAGACAUGGACAGUAAUACAAGCGCUGAAAAUCAAAGUUUAGAACACAAUUGAUAUGUUAACAAGAUUGCUCGUAAAUGCAAAAGGUGAGUUCGACCAAAUUAAUUUACCGCUUACGCGGGUCAUGAGAACGCAUGUGAUCGCCCGCUGAUUUUACCAAAUUGGCCAAAUUAGCAGUCUUCAAAACGCCGUAACCUUACAGAAAACGAUCACAGGAUCUUUUUGUUGAGAAAACAGUGCCAUUGAAAACUGGCAAAUAGCACUUGAAAGCCAGGACUAGGCAAUUUAGUAUACAGGCAUCUGAAGUGGAAAAAAGUUAUUUCUCGAAGUUGCUUUCGUCGACAAGAUCCGAAAUCAAAACAAUUAUCCAUUCGCUACGACUUUAAUAGAGCGCAGAAGCCAGCGUUUUGCCUCCAAAGUUGAUGGUUGCUUCUUAGGUAGUUUGUAAAAAAAACAAAUUAGACUUAAAAUUCUACCUAAAAAUUGUUCACUUUAAUGCAUUUCAUUGCAUAUUUCGGCUGAAUUUCUUGUAUAAUCAAUUACCGGUCUCUUGCUACUUGAUAGUAACAGAUGGUUAGCGACACGCCACACCCUAGACACAAGUUCCUUCCCACCAGAGAAUCAAAGUAAGGACAACUAUAGCUUCCCUCUCAAAUAUUUUGCAUUAAGUUACAUGGUAUGUUUCCCGUUUCAGGAAACUUGUAGCUUGAAUUCAUCUAAGAAUGAGCAAUUUGAUUAGCUUCUUCCUCUGACGUUUCUUUUUCUGAUUUUUGAUUUUUAUAACCAAUAGAACAACUAAUUGCGCUUCUUGAUAUACAUUUUUUUUAUAGUUUAAGCGAGUAUUACAAAAUUGAUGAACCGUAUAAUUUUACUUCUUUUAAUUAUUUUGCAGCCUUUUUUCAGCUAAUUUCUUAUAUUAGCUCCCAAAAAUGAAGAUGCAAAUUUCACAAAAGGAAACGAGAGUUAUAUAUUAUCCUGCUUAAGAGAAUAAUUGAUUACCUACUUCUCAAAUAUCUCAGAUCGCAUGCAUUUCUGUAGCGCCAUCAAAUUUACACCUGUUUUCGCUGCUUAUACAACAGUGAACUUCAUAGAGGAUUUAUUGACCAAAUAAGUCCCUGUUUGAUUACUUUAUAUCUCGUUAUUCCCUUUUCUAACGUUUUUACACACUCAACUUCCUGCUUUCGGCAUUUGCUACCAUUUUAAAGGGACUUUUUAAUUCAUUUUAAUUGUUUUUACUUUAGAUGUCGUUUAUUUGUUCCGCUUAUAUUGAAUAAUUCAGGUUUUUGCUCUCUUUUACUGAAAAGCCUGACUUGGAUUGAAGCAAACUACAGAUAUUUUUCGCUGAUUAUAUUGCUUUCAGACCUGGCUUAUUUACUUUUUCACAGAUAAGUUUACAUUCACGAAAAUUGGCUGAGCUAUCUGACGUCUGACCCGAUACUUCUAUUCCCGAAACUUUCUCUGAAAAAGCGUAAGACAUAAUCCUCAACUGCAAGUUGGAGCAUAUCGUGAAAACAUGCCGUACAAGACUAUUUUGAUUCUGAGUGGCGCCUUCAUAAUCUUGUUGAUGCUGACUAUCAUGCAGCAGAUUGUGAGUUUCUUCCAGAACCAGAACAACCCUGUUUCGUCCAUCAAUGUGUUAAGGAGCGACAAUGGUUUCAUAGACAGUUCAGUGGUGUUGUUCUCGGCGUUUAUCGUUUCGGAACCUGAGAGUGUAGUGGAUUCGGUGGAUCUGCUCUACGAGAAGUUCAAUGUAUCCGACCACUGCCGAUGUCUCAAUUCCAGUCUGUCCUCCGAAUACAAGUGGGAAUCCUGUCACAGAAUACUUCGUAUGGACGAUCCAGACAUCGACUCACAAGUAUUGAUCUUCGAGGCACCAGUGAAUUAUGGCGCAUUCCAAACUGAGGCACUGAUCUGCGACCACCUCACUGACCCGAUAGUGGUCUUCAUGUUCAUAGUAGUUGCCCAGUCAUUUGAACAAAUGAACUAUUCAUGGACACUGAGGAACAGCAGCGAGAGGAGUGAGUUGGUGGACGAGUUGUUCAACGGACACAUCCACCACUGGGUCCACUGCAACUUCUACACCAACCUCAGACUGACAAAGACAGAGUACUUCAGAGACCACAGGCCAAACAGGAUACACAUCGACGUAUCUUCGAGCACGACGGAGAAUCUGAAAAAGGGUCAGACUCGGAUGAACUUUGCGUGGCUGGACGGGACAGUGACCCGCAUAGACAAGUUCACAGACAGAAGUGUGUGGUCAUUCGCCAUGCUACUCUGUGCAGUCCUCUUAGGUCUAGAGAGAUGCUACUCUAUCAUAACAAGAGCCAAAGCUCAGAAUCAGAAACAUCGGAGUCGUCGAAAGGAAAAAGGGGAGAAAAAAGAACAGCCGCCAGACCUGAACUUAAUCGACCCAGAAAACAACCAGACGGGAAUAAAAGGAAAUCGAGAAAGCGCCGAACACUCUCAAUUUAAUCAGAAGAAAACAGAAAGCGCAGCCAUCAUCGAAAAUAAGAAUUUUUUCAAUGUUUAAACAAAAGAAGCUUUGAAGUUAUGUUUGUAUAUAUUUCGGAAAUAUUUAAUCGAAGUUCAAACUCGUUUUUUAUUUUAAUGAACUUUAUUAUACUGCGAUAUCCCAAAAAAAACAAGU